Molecule: messenger RNA, 1056 nt
Organism: Spea bombifrons (plains spadefoot toad)
Lineage: Eukaryota; Metazoa; Chordata; Amphibia; Anura; Pelobatidae
Product: growth/differentiation factor 3-like
Exons: 2
Coding region: 1-1056 (351 amino acids)
Biological process (GO): SMAD protein signal transduction; BMP signaling pathway
Cellular component (GO): extracellular region
Molecular function (GO): growth factor activity; cytokine activity
Source: RefSeq, a predicted model, not a curated record
AUGGAGGGAGCAAUCCUUUUACUGUCCUCUCUCCUUUCUAUACUUUUAUUGACUGAAGCCUCGGAGAUGCCUUUCCAAGAAAGAAUGCUCCUCAAGGCCUUGGGUUUGAGCAGACGACCAAAGCCUGUGAACCCACCGCCGGUACCAAAAUCACUGCUAGACAUAUUUGAGAAAGGAGUAAAGGAAGACAAUCCGUGUUGGAUGGACGGCUUUAAUGUGCCUGGAAAUAUUGUCAGGUCCUAUCGAAACCAAGGUCCAUCAUCACAGAGUGAAAAGCCACAAGGAUCAUUGUGUGUCAAGAAGCAUCUCUUCUUUGAUGUCACCGCAGUAGAGAAAACAGAGCAAAUAACUCUGGGACAGCUAGAGAUCCAAUUUGGACACAAGGUGUCUCAUGGGCAAGAAUUCCACUUGCGUCUGUACCAGAACCUGCACAUAUCUUUGAAUGGUAUGAGAGAGAACCCAACAAACAGGAAACUUCUUGUGAACCAAUCCUUCCGUCUCCUUAAUAAAUCUUUGUACUUUAACUUAACCAAAGUGAUAGAGGAUUGGACCAACCCUGAAAAAAACAUGGGCCUGAUUCUGGAGAUAUCUACUGAUGUGACAGCCAAUGGCUCCUCCGCCCAGUGUGAGCAAAUCCACCCUUUCAUCCAUACUUCUCUGCUCACUGUCUCCCUUGACCCAUCAAGUUGUAAAACCACUAGACCCAAGAGGAGCAUUCCACCUUCAUUACCGACCCCUAACAACCUGUGCCAAAAGAGGAGACUCUACAUCAGUUUCAAGGAUGUGGGAUGGCACAACUGGAUCAUCGCCCCCAAAGGUUACAUGGCCAACUAUUGCCACGGGGAAUGUCCAUAUCCACUGACAGAAGUGCUCAAAGGCACCAACCAUGCUGUCAUACAGUCACUUGUGCAUGGCUUAGACCCAGAACUCACCCCUCUACCUUGCUGCGGCCCCACAAAGCUGUCCCCCAUCUCCAUGCUGUAUUAUGACAACAAUGACAAUGUGGUGCUGAGACACUAUAAGGACAUGGUAGUGGAUGAUUGUGGCUGCAAGUGA